AUGAUUGCCAAACCUCGUCCCCGGAAACAAGACUCAAUAGGGCAAUGGAAUGGGACUGCUGGGUCAGGUCAUUUGGCACAAAGCUAUAUUCCAACUAAUAGCAUGGGGAGUGGCUUGCGGUUUGAGGUGCUGGAGGAAGAGAACUCCCUAGAGGAUGUGGAAAUUUCACUGAACGAGGGAGAAGAAAUACAAAAGUCCAAAGGAGCUCCGACGGAUGUUAUACAACCACCGCAACGUCCAAUGGAGGGCCACUCAACCCAAUAUGAGAGCCUCCAACAUGUGGAGAUGGUGGGGGCUCGUUCCUCUAUGACAAUCACUAAUGUCAACCUUGACACGGUACCAGUUAAGGAGUUUGUGGCCAAGACUGUGAGCUCGAGAGUGAAGAUUGCCCUGCGGUAG
Molecule: messenger RNA, 399 nt
Organism: Linum trigynum
Lineage: Eukaryota; Viridiplantae; Streptophyta; Magnoliopsida; Malpighiales; Linaceae
Source: the annotation of a GenBank genome assembly